Molecule: messenger RNA, 4455 nt
Organism: Trematomus bernacchii (emerald rockcod)
Lineage: Eukaryota; Metazoa; Chordata; Actinopteri; Perciformes; Nototheniidae
Gene: b3gnt2b
Product: UDP-GlcNAc:betaGal beta-1,3-N-acetylglucosaminyltransferase 2b
Exons: 3
Coding region: 431-1624 (397 amino acids)
Cellular component (GO): membrane
Molecular function (GO): hexosyltransferase activity
Source: RefSeq, a predicted model, not a curated record
CGAAGAGCACGGUUCUCUUUAAGGAGUUUCUCCAGUCGGCGGCGGAGUGAAAAACGGAGCAGCAACAAAACAAUAAAACAUACAAAAACACCACGACGGUUCUUUAUUUCCAGCCGCAGGAAAAACAUGAGACGUCGUAUGGAUGUAUUCAACUUUUCCGCCAUUGUUUGGGUGACGAAGGACGGCUGAAAGCAGCAGAGUUUCUGGCAGGACUUUUAAGGAGAAACUGGCGACCAUCAAAGCAAACCGAGUUUGAACCUCCCCCUCCCUCCCUUCUCACCUGCCUCCCUCCCUGAUCCUCCCUCCCCAUUGGCUGCUGUUCUCAAGAGGGCGGGACAAAGAAUGGGGUAAGAGCUGAGAGGAGCCAAGACGACACAAGCGGAGGAAACCCCCGAACCUGCACAGGUGGUGACGGGUGCAGGACUCUGUCAUGGCGCUGCUGUGGAGGAGGUUGAAGCUUCUGGUGACGGUGAUGAUGGUCAACCUCUUCAUCUUCAUCAUCAUCUCCCGACAGAGCAACCAGGACAAAAACGACCGCAACAAAGUCAAAAUCCCCUCCAAACCCUUCUGGAGCAAACUGGCUCCCAGCGCUGCGUACUGGAACCGGCAGCAGCAGGUCUUGGACCUCCAGAACAACCCGGUCCUGGUGGCCAACUACAGCUUCGCCGACACACCUGAGUGGUUAAAUGAGACCGGGUUGACCUCGGACCCCUGCCAGCCUAACAUCAGGGUGACCACGCAGGUGAAGGACUACAACUCCCUGCCGGGGCGCUUCAAGGACUUCCUGCUCUACAUGCACUGCCGCUCCUACCCUCUGAUGGUGGACCAGCCCGCCGUCUGUAAGCAGCCGCCCUUCCUGCUGCUGGCCGUCAAGUCCUUAGCGCCGCACUUCGACCGCCGACAGGCCAUCCGUCAGUCCUGGGGCCGGGCCGGGCUGAUAGCCAAUCAGACGGUGGUGACCAUCUUCCUCCUGGGCAACGCCACGGCGGGGGACCACCACCCGGACCUCUCCGAGAUGCUGCGCUACGAGAGCACCCACCACAAAGACAUCAUCCAGUGGGAUUACAGGGACUCCUUCUUCAACCUGACCGUCAAAGAGGUGCUGUUCCUGGAGUGGAUCCAGGCGCGCUGCCCCGGGGCCAAGUUCAUCUUCAAAGGAGACGACGACGUCUUCGUCAACACUUUCCGCAUCCUGGACUUCCUCAAGGGCCUCUCGGAGCCCAAAGCCAGGGACCUGUUUGUGGGCGACGUGAUCACAAACGCUGGGCCGCACCGGGACAAGAAGGUGAAAUACUUUAUCCCGGAGAGCAUGUAUGUGGGGAUGUAUCCUCCGUACGCAGGAGGGGGGGGGUACCUGUACUCCGGGGACAUCGCUGCUCGCUUACACAACGCCUCGCAGCACGUGGCGCUGUACCCGAUAGACGACGUCUACACGGGGAUGUGUCUGAGGAAACUAGGGCUGGCCCCCGAGAAGCACAAAGGCUUCAGGACCUUUAACAUAGAGGAGAAGUACCGCUCGAACCCUUGCGCCUACAAGAGCUUAAUGCUGGUUCACCCCCGGACCCCGCAGGAGAUGAUCCAGAUCUGGGCCUGGCUCAGCAGCCCCGACCUCAACUGCCAGUGAUGAUAUUAAAAAGACAUUUUGAGGAUGGUUCAAAGACAAUUAUUUAAUUUUGAACAGGGUCACGACUUAAGAGUUGGCAGCUUUAAGUUCAGAUGUUAUUAAAAUGGUCACAUGGUUAAAAGUCGAUGCCUCUAGUGAAGAGGAAGGAUGUGAUGCCACCAAAGUAUUUUGACUCGAUGUCAGGCUUACGUAGACCCUAACCCUGCUUCACUGUCGAAACGAGCUUCACCAAAAGUGACCGCGUCUUUCUCUGCGUGCACAUAUUUAUAUCGCAACUAUUUAUAUGGCCUUUGUAAAGCUUUAACACUGUGCGUCUGCUCCGUGACGGGCCGUCUCGAUGCUGUAUUAUAUGAAUAAGGAGACGAAGAGCUAGGAUGUGUCCACCCGAGUGGAAAACACACUGGCCUGUUUUCAGCACUCUCGACUGUAUAAACAUUUCAAAAGGUAAAUAAGACUGAAGCUUAAGUUACUUUUGUCAUGUUUAUUGCUGGAGAAGAGUGUGAGGUGAACACGUCCUAGUAACUGUUGCUGGAGGAUUAGUUUGUGCUGCUAUUCCCAUCCACACUCCCUAAAGUAUUUACAUGUGGAUCGCUUCAACUCAAACUAAACUGUUCAUUUACAUAAACUAGUUUGAUUUACCUUAACUCCACUCUCCGUUUCGGUAAACUCCAAACGAUUCAGUCUGUAUUUGAUAUACCUGUAACCAUUAUGUUGAGCCGUGUCUCAUUUCUGUUGCAACAAUGAGUCCAUAGAGCUUAAAAAACGGUGUGUUUUGAGGAGUGGAUACACGCUUUGCUUUCAGGAAACAGGAAUGUGAGUCCGGCUCUGUGCAGCUCAGCAGGUCUGGGCUUGGUUUUGAAAUCCAAAUGCUGAUUAAUUCUGCUUCAGGUUCUCAUUUUACACAAAAGGACAAAGCGCUCAUAUGCACCCCUAAGUGCUUUUUUCUUCACACGGCUGAGCGUCUGUCUGAAAUACUCGCUUUAACUCCUGAGUGUCUGCGAGGGAAGUGUUGAGUGCUGGUAAAUGUUGCUUUAAUGUCAGAGAAUCAGAGGCUUAACAUCAUGUCCAAGUCUCUGCAAUGUUCACUGAUCAUUUAAAGGCUUCAUUUUAAAAUGUUACAUAUCUGUCAUGUCAUCUGUCAUGAUGUCUUGUUGUCUUCGUGUUGUUGGUGAAUGUUCAAAAUGGUGGAUAUUAUAUUAAGGCUCACUACUGUACAGUCUUUAAUAAGAGAAGUGCUGCACAUAUUUAGCGGCAUCUGUUACGUAUUUUCAGCUGUAUGUGAAACAGAGUCAGUGAGAGGUUUCAGAUGCACAUUUUUAGAUAUCUCAGUGAAGGAGAUGCUUCUUUCCGUUCUCAAACACGUCAGAGAGAUCUGUCACAUGAAUGUAUGUCUGUACACAUAUUUAAAGCCAAUCCUCUGAUUUAUUUCAGUUAAAAAAAGUGGAUUUUCUUCAGUAUUUCUUCUCCAAACGUCCCUAGACCUGACCUAUGACCUUCAGUGUGAAUCUGGUGGAAACACUUUAGAUCCUCGGCCUCUGUUAGAGCGCCCCCUGCUGGUCAGGAGGGUGAACAUGUAAGACUAUUAGCUUUACACACACUGAUCAACUCCAUGACCCAAAACUGGAGUGCUAGACCUAUUUCAUGCAUAUCAUGUUCAAGAAACACAUUCAUUAUGUCUAUUUUCGACUCUUCUGUAUCUCCAAAUGAUCAUUUAGAGCAACGUAUGUCUCCAUUUCUGUGUUAUUUUUUUCCUAUGUCGUUGUCAGACAUUUGGGUUUGGCUUUACAAGAAGUUAAGACAAUCACAGGUGAGGUUAUUAAAGGUUAUUUUUGUAAUUUGGGUUGUGUUUCAUAACUGGUACUCCAGUCCUUACACAAUGUAGGAUUAAAGAAACACAAAAAGGUAACGAGUGCAAACGGGGGCUAAGAACAGACUGAAGGCUUAAAUGACUCUUCACACACACACACAGUAAUAGAUGACAUUCUGCUGCACACAGUUUGUGGCUACUUGAAAUGUUUACAUGCUUUUAAAAGUCAUCAUCACUUCAUAAAUGUUGCUUCUGUCUGAUGAUUGGCUGUAGAGGUCAUUCCUAGAAACGUGUUGUGUAUGUUUCACAGUCUGACACUUUUUUUUUUUUUUUGAAUGUUGAUAUUCAACAUUUAUCAGUCACUGCGCUUUUCGUUUGGAAUUUAGCUUCCCACAGUUUCAUUUGAAGGACCUUCUUCCUGUUUAUACACACUCAGUGUUUCUCUGGGCUCAGCAACCAGGAUGUCAUUUUGUUGAGCUUCUGUAGCUGUUGUUUCAGUAAGCGAAGUGUAUAAUAAAACGACAUAUUACCAUCUAUGUGCAUACAAAUGUAACUGAAGCUCCAGGAUUGUGGAGGGUGAUGUGUUACUCGACACGACAGGGAAUUGUAAAUCGACAAAAUUGCAAAUUAGGGGAAAUAUCCAUCAAAAGAAGAAGUUAUUAUCAUGCUAUAAAGUGUUUUUAAUUAGUCAGGAUUUAUCUCAAGUCCAUCCUUUUGAAGAACUUUGGCUAAAUCCUUUCUUUAAAAACCAUUAACGCAUAUUUACAAGUGUUCAGAGGACUUGUAAUUGAAUAAAGCGUUUCCGUGUUACACCUGCACUAGUCCGAGGUGAAUACCAAAUCUGUGCCUGAUGUUUGUUUGUACUGUAAGUGUAAGAUUCAUCCACGUUCAGUGUGAUCGCUUUUUUUUUUUUUAUACCUAGAAUGACUUGAUUAUUUCAAUAAAGUUAUAUUUGCUGUUUCUGUAUAUACUGUUCUAUGCAUUUUUAUUGUGAACCAAAUAAAUUAUGUGAAGUAAGCGUUAA